Diaporthe citri is the source of this 1134-nucleotide messenger RNA. RefSeq lists its product as uncharacterized. Gene Ontology annotation, cellular component: nucleus; cyclin-dependent protein kinase holoenzyme complex. The transcript has 2 exons. Lineage: Eukaryota; Fungi; Ascomycota; Sordariomycetes; Diaporthales; Diaporthaceae. The record is from RefSeq and is a predicted model, not a curated record. Gene Ontology annotation, molecular function: cyclin-dependent protein serine/threonine kinase regulator activity; protein kinase binding. The coding region runs from base 1 to 1134 and encodes 377 amino acids. Gene Ontology annotation, biological process: regulation of cyclin-dependent protein serine/threonine kinase activity.
AUGACCUCACCGUCAUCGUCGUCAAAGCCGCAGUCGAAGCCCCCGCCGAAGUCGCAAGCGCCACCCGAGCGCACCGCCAAGUACGUCGGCGUCGAUGCCGCGACGCAGUACUCUCCCAUGGAGCCACACGACUACUUUGCCCCGCGCAAAGCUCCCGCACGAUUCUCGCCAUUGAGGACUACUCCUUCUGUGCCUGGUGCCUACCCGUCACAAGCCCAGUCCGAGCAGGCCUCCCAGGGCGAUUCCACCUCUACGGUGCCUACCGAGCAGGCCACGACCAUUGUCGACUCGCAGUCUGAAGCUACUGGCGAUACACUCCUGGAUGAGGAGCCUCCAAUGCUGAAGGCGCCGCACCCCUUGUCGCCGGUCAAGCGGCGCAAUUCCCAAGGACCCGGCGCAUCGAUCGGAGAGUCAUCGACCGCUGGGCAACACUCGGGGGCUUUACCCAAGCGCGUCAAGCCCGACACGGCACCGCCCAAGGUUCUGCCCGUGCGAUACGAGCUGUGUGCGAUUGAAGACAUCGUGGUUCUCAUAGCGAACAUGCUUUCGGAACUUAUAGAGACCAAUGACGCCCUGGCAAUGAGGUCGGGGCACCUUACACGGUUUCACAGCCGGACGGCGCCAGGGAUAUCUGUUCUGGACUAUUUGCAUCGGCUCGCUAAGCACGCAACGCUGCCUCCGCCACUACUUCUCUCCAUGGUCUACUACAUUGAUCGAUUGUGUGCAUUAUACCCGGAUUUCACGAUCAACACAUUGACAGUUCACCGGUUUCUUAUCACAGCUGCUACGGUGGCGGCGAAAGGACUAUCGGAUUCAUUUUGGAAUAAUUCCACGUACGCGAGGGUGGGUGGCGUAAGGGUAGCCGAGCUGAAACUGCUAGAGCUAGAGUUCUUGCACAGGGUGGACUGGAAGAUCGUGCCAGACCCGGAGGUCCUUGUUGCCUACUACAGGGGACUGGUGCAAAGGUCGCCAGCCUAUGUGCUCGAGGACGAGGUGGACCAGGAGGACGAGGACGGGUCGACCGAGAUAUCUGACGAAGUGGACGAAGAUGUUGAAGAGGUGGAGAACGCAAGUGAGAGCGAGAUCUCCCCGCAGUCUGAACCGCCAGACACUUCAGCUCAAGCGCAGCAUUGA